UUCGAGAGGAUUUUUAUGUAUUUGCCCACACAUUGCAUCGCGAUAUGCAAGAGCCAUAAGCAGGGCGUUGUGAAGUCACAGCUGCUCACCCACUUGGACGCCAAACACCAGGAGCUGGCUCCCCACACACGGCGCAGCAUGAUACAAGCCACUAGCCAGGAGCCAUCACUACGGAACUGGGCCGACAAUGUAGACCAGGUCAUGUUUCCACGCCCAGAUGCUGCGCCGCUGCCCCAUCUGCCCGUGUACGCAAAUGGCUUAAAAUGCUGGGAGUGUGGAUAUAUCUGCCGGCACGUAAACAAGAUGCAGGAGCAUGGCCGGAACCACCAUAGCUGGACUGGCAGCCGCACACGCAGCGUCGGCCGUCUAGCAGCC
Messenger RNA from Bipolaris zeicola 26-R-13, 375 nucleotides. RefSeq lists its product as uncharacterized. The annotation marks the transcript as partial. The transcript has a single exon. Lineage: Eukaryota; Fungi; Ascomycota; Dothideomycetes; Pleosporales; Pleosporaceae. The record is from RefSeq and is a predicted model, not a curated record.